This is a messenger RNA of Rotaria sordida, 930 nucleotides long. The record is from the annotation of a GenBank genome assembly. NCBI's taxonomy places the organism in Eukaryota, Metazoa, Rotifera, Eurotatoria, Philodinida, Philodinidae.
AUGCAAACCGGGUCUAAAAAUGUACCAAGUGAUGACGCUACAUAUACUGAUUCGAACAUCUCAACACCACCAGCACAAGCUGGUAUUGAACAAUCGAUGCUUGACGUAAUUACACAAUUACGACAAUUAAAUAGUACUAGUUUAAAUCUCAAUAGUAAAAUCGAUCGUUUACAAUAUCUUAUCAUCGGAGGAUUCUUAAUCAUGGGUCGUAAUUAUAAAUUGCAAACAACAACUGAAACAUUAGCUAUUGGAAUUGAAGGUGAUCGUCAUUCAUUAUGUGGUGCUAUUAAAAGAUUUGAAGUUAAUGGCAAACAAUGGAAUGAUUUACUUACUCUUAAAGAACAAUGUGCUCGUCGUAUUGCUCUUAUUAAAAAUGAACAAAUCAAAUGGUUUAUUACUGCUUAUUUACCUCCAGAUUUAUUUAAAUAUGUAACAAAAGAUAUAUUUAAUUUACGACGACGUGAAUUUAGAUCAAAUUAUGCAAAACCUUUAUAUAUGUGUCAAGAGUGUACAAUGGAUACCUGUGAAAGUUCAUCAGAUGAUUGUCAAUGUCCACAAAUGGAUGCUGCAAUAGAUGCCUUGAAUAAUUGUCUUUUCCAACAAAUAAAUAAACAAAAGACAAUAAAAACUAAUAAAUCAAAAAAAUUUGAACUUAUUUAUACGAUACCAAAUGAUGAAAUGGAUCAUAGUUAUGAAUUGAAAAGUCCAACAUCAUUUUUUCUUUAUCUUUCACCAUGCCAAUACAAUGCCGAAAUUGAUAUGGAUGAUAUGAAUAAUGGACCUUUUGAUGAAUAUAACUUAAUUAAUUCUCAUAUAUCUGCAAAAGACAAACUUUUAUUUGUUGAUGCUAUGCGUUUUUUUGGAGGAUUUCGAACUAAAUAUCAAGAACCUCAACUUAUUUUUUAUCGUCGUAGUGAAUAUGAACUUUAG